Molecule: messenger RNA, 1422 nt
Organism: Ambispora leptoticha
Lineage: Eukaryota; Fungi; Glomeromycota; Glomeromycetes; Archaeosporales; Ambisporaceae
Source: the annotation of a GenBank genome assembly
AUGUCUGCAGUUAAAGCACCUUUUCACACUCAAGACGUCCAAAUUGAUGAAGACGUACAAUUCGAGGCACUAAUAACCAACCCAGCCUUACUGCGAGGAGUUUCUGAGGCUGGUUAUGAACGUCCUUCUCCUAUACAACUAAAAGCAAUUCCACCAGGAAAACUUGGCUUAGAUGUUAUUGCGCAGGCAAAGUCUGGAACAGGGAAAACCAUUGUUUUUAGUAUAGUUGCUUUGGAAACUAUUAAUUUGAAUGUUAACAAGCCACAAGUAUUAAUUCUCUCGCCAACUCGUGAAUUAGCUGUACAGACUCAUAAAGUUAUUCUUUCUAUUGGGCGUCAUAUGCCUGGUUUAAAUGCUCAUGUCUUUAUUGGAGGUAUGCCAGUUGAAAGUGACUGGCCUAAAUUGCGAAAAUGUCAUAUCGUUAUCGGAUCACCUGGUCGUAUUGAACUUCUUCUAAAUCAAAAUAAAUUGAAUGCAAAAGAAAUAAAGUUACUGGUUUUAGACGAAGCUGAUAAAUUAAUGGAGAAAAACUUUCGUCCCCAGAUGCAAAGAUUAUGUAAAAAAUUAAAUGAGAAAAAACAAGUAAUGGCAUUUUCUGCCACAUAUGACAAACAUUUGUUGAACACCCUAUAUCGAGUGAUGCAAUAUUAUCAGGUGGUCAAAGUGAGUAAUCAUGAUAACGUUUUAGAUAAGUAUAAAUUUUACGAAGAAAAGUUCAAGGGUUUGGCAGCACUUCUCGAGCGAGUUCCUUUUUAUCAAUGCAUUGUAUUUUUGAACCAUCGUGGCAGGGCAGCGGAUCUUUCGGAUUAUCUUACCAAACAAGGCUGGAUGUCGAUGAAUAUUUCAGGUGGUCUUGAUCAAAAAACUCGACUUACCACGAUGAAUAAAGUACGCAAUUUUCAACUACGCGUUUUAGUUUGCAGUGAUUUGAUUGCUCGGGGAAUAGACAUUGAUCGGGUGAAUCUAGUAGUGAAUCUAGAUAUACCCAAAGAUCCCGAGACUUACCUCCAUCGUGUUGGUCGAACAGGGCGAUAUGGAACUCAUGGUUUGGCUAUAAGUUUUGUGGAUGAGAAAGAAAUGGGAUUUAUUAAUAUUCUACAAAAAGGAUAUUCCAUUGAAGUGAAACAACUUCCAGAGGAAUUAUCAAAAGAACAUCACCAGAGACCUUUAUCAACUGUUAAAGAUCAAAAGGCUUUUGAAAGACUAGAAGCUAUUCGUAACAAAGUUCAAAUGAAAGGCGAGGAAAUUCCUAUUAUUUUCACAGAGGACGAAAAGCUUUCUGAGCGAGAUCUAAAAUCAAGAAGUGAAAACAAAGAGUUCGAAGAAGAAAAUGAAUAUCUUGGAAACAACUUACAACAAUUUCAAACAGAUUACAAUUAUUGCAAUAAUCAUAAUUAUUAUGAUGAUAAGGAAGCGUAUUAG